Messenger RNA from Anopheles merus, 4757 nucleotides. RefSeq names its product protein Wnt-1 (gene wg). Gene Ontology annotation, cellular component: extracellular region. Gene Ontology annotation, biological process: canonical Wnt signaling pathway; multicellular organism development; cell fate commitment. The coding region runs from base 1481 to 2770 and encodes 429 amino acids. Lineage: Eukaryota; Metazoa; Arthropoda; Insecta; Diptera; Culicidae. The record is from RefSeq and is a predicted model, not a curated record. The transcript has 6 exons. Gene Ontology annotation, molecular function: cytokine activity; frizzled binding.
GGAUUUAAUAAAACGGGUUAACAUUGAGCAGUGAAGUAGAUCAUGAGAACUGCCAGUUUGCGUGCUACGUUUUACGUGUAAUUUGAUAGUAGUUGCUAGCUUAAAUAGAGCUAGCCAUUUGUGAGUGAAAGCACAGGCGGUUAGCACGCGAGCACUAUGCAACCGAGUGGACAGAUGAGUGAAUUACAAGCGAACACGAGCGGAGUGCCCUCUCGUUAAGUUUUUCGCCAUUUUCCAACCGCUAAAAUUGCCAAAAAAGUUGGGAAAAUUGAACGAAUUAGGAUUGCAUAUGAGUGAUUGCAGUAAAUUAAAGACUGCAGCUGCAACAUUAGCCAAAUUACGGCCGUUUGCAACCUCAUUGAAAGGCCAGUUUUUGUGAAUGAAAUCGAUCGCUGUUCGAGGACCGCUCCCAGCUCAGGUAGGGCUGCACAUCUGCGCAUAAGAGUUUCAUUUUCGGCUGCCGGUACCUCAGUAUGCAAUUUUGCCUCGAUCGGUGCGGUCCCUCGGCAUUCGGUGAGUGCGCUCCGCCGUGUGCAGGUAUUGGAUGAAUUUCGAGUGUCCCCGCGCGCACUGUGGUACCCGCUUUGUGGCACACACCGCUAGAACCCCUCGAGGGCACUACGGCCGUCCCGUUCGCACCAACGCGCGUAGCCAUAGGAAGCGGUGGCAGCAGCAUAGGCCAGCAUCAUCAUCCCUGUGCGGGCACGAUCGUGAUUGAUGUUUGCGCUCGCCCCGGACGGAGGAGGACGGACUUUCUUUUUUUCUAUCUAUCAGCCCCGAGAGCAUCGGGUUCGCCGGAGGUACUUCGGUGCGCGUUCGAGCAGCAAGUUUAGCUCGUGGCAGUUAGCAUCCUUGCGUUUAUGGUGCAGGACCGGCCUGAAGAGCCUUGCGUGACCAUCGGAUACAUACGUAUGCGAAGCGUGUGUGCGUGUGCAUUGUACGUAAGGGCAUUGUAGUUUUACCGUACGAGCUUGCGUGCCAGCAGUAGUGUUUCGGUCUCGAUUGUUUGCACGUGCACGUGUUUUUGUGUCGUUGUUGUUUGCUGUGACUGUUAGUGAGCAUUAAUGGUGUAGCGCAAGUGAUAAUGAGCAGAUUUACUACCGCCGAUCGUGACCAUUGUUUGCACGUGCGGAUGAGGAUGAUCAUGUUGUUGAUGAUGGUGUCAUGCUAGCAGCAGCAAUCAAAGCUAAACCGUGUGGAAUUGUGGCAUUAUUUUUGGUUUUGCUUGCAUGAAACGAAAUUACGUUUUAAGAAGGAAGUUUAGAUAAACGCCUCAAUAAAAGGUGGAAUUUUGGAAGUGAAUUUUAACAGCUCAUUUCGUCUCCGUUGAGGCCCGUGUGUGAGUGCGUGUGAGCGAGUGUGUGUUUUGCUGUUUGUGAAGCAAGUGUACACGGGAGCGUAUCAGUAACACGUUCUAGCCUUUCAAAAAAACUCCCAAAACCCGAAACAGAGUGCUUUUAUUUUUUUGGUGAAUUGAAUUAUGAAUCUAGUAACGGUGUUUAUGGUGUGCCUGAUGGCCAUCAAUGCCUGGGCGGAGGUGGAAAGCAAAUCAAAGCCCGGCCGUGGCCGAGGAUCGAUGUGGUGGGGCAUCGCAAAGGCGGGCGAACCGAACAACAUCUCACCACUUGCACCGGGCAUGGCCUAUCUCGAUCCGGCCAUCCAUGCGACGCUGCGGCGCAAGCAGCGCCGGCUGGCGCGCGAAAACCCGGGCGUACUGGCCGCCAUCGCCAAGGGCGCCAAUCUGGCCAUCAACGAGUGCCAGCAUCAGUUCCGGACGCGGCGCUGGAACUGCUCGACGCGCAACUUCCUGCGCGGCAAGAACCUUUUCGGCAAGAUCGUUGAACGAGGUUGUCGUGAAACGGCAUUUAUCUACGCGAUCACCAGCGCGGCGGUAACGCACAGUGUGGCGCGGGCGUGCAGCGAAGGUUCGAUCGAGUCGUGCACUUGCGAUUACUCGCACCACAACCGCGAACCGCAGAUGAACAACAUGGGUGUGGUGGCGGGCGUCGGCGACUGGGAGUGGGGCGGCUGCAGUGACAACAUCGGCUUCGGCUUCAAGUUUUCCCGUGACUUUGUCGACACCGGCGAGCGGGGCCGCACGCUGCGCGAAAAGAUGAACCUGCACAACAACGAGGCUGGCCGUGCGCAUGUACAGGCGGAGAUGCGACAGGAAUGUAAGUGCCACGGUAUGUCCGGCUCGUGCACAAUGAAAACGUGCUGGAUGCGGCUGAACAGCUUCCGUACGAUCGGAGACAUCCUGAAGGAUCGGUUCGACGGUGCGUCCCGCGUCAUGGUCAGCAACAGCUUGCGGAGCACGAGCGUGAACGAGAACACGCUGACGAAUCGGGCCGGCUCGGCUAACCUCAAGACGAACACGAACAGUGUCGGUGGGUCGGCAAGCCCCAACAGUGUACUGAGCAACUCGAUCCAUGCUCGUGGCCAUCAGCAAAAGCGUGUCAAUCGGUAUAACUUCCAGCUGAAACCGUACAACCCGGAACACAAACCACCGGGCUCGAAGGAUCUGGUCUAUCUGGAACCGUCGCCCGGCUUCUGCGAGCGCAAUCCCCGGCUCGGCAUCCAGGGUACGCACGGUCGCCAGUGUAACGACACCUCGAUCGGCGUGGACGGCUGCGACCUGAUGUGCUGUGGACGGGGGUACCGGACGCAGGAAGUCACCGUAGUGGAGCGCUGCUCCUGCACCUUCCACUGGUGCUGCGAGGUAAAGUGUAAGCUCUGCCGAGCGAAAAAGAUCAUCCACACGUGUCUGUAAAAAAAAAACGAAAAACGAAAAAGGUGGACGAAUUUCCCAAGCUCCCGAAAUGUGUGUGUCCUUCAAUGCUCCCGGUGGGUGAAUCAUCUGUCGCCUGUUGCUCGUACCAUCGCGUCUCUGCUUUCGGGGCAACGUGUUUCCUUAUCUUAAAUAUUCGACUUUUGUUUUAAAACGUAUAAUGGAUCGGGACGGCAACGUACACGGUUUGGCCGUUCAGCGACGUGAGAGAAUGGAAUGCUGUGCCCAGGCCAGUGCCAGAGCGGUGGGAUUAAUAAUCUAGUAGAUGGGGUGCGCGGGCCGAGGCGCGGUGGAUUUAUCGUGCUGGAAGCGCUGCACGGAAGGAGAGAACGAAAGAUAGCAGGCAACGAACCCCGCGUUUCGCUUUCGAUAAAAUCCAUCGAGUGUUGAGGCCAAGAAGGGGUUUGGGUUUUAUCUCGCUCUUGUCCCUGCUCUGCUCCAUGACACACAUUAACGCGGGAACAGGAAUAGAAAUUUUGAGCUCUAAGAAAAGAAAACUGUGGAGCAAGGAUUAGGUGGAAUAGAGCACACACUGAAGGAGCUAUUUGUAAAUAGUUUUGAAAUAAUUUUUGUUUAAUUUUUAAAUAGCAUAUCUCUCUUACUUUCCUCUCCGACCUAUACACUUUACUCGAUUUGUUUUUUCGAACAACUUCUCUACACUCAUAACUGGCUGGAUGCUUUAUGUUUGCUGCUGGUUAGUUAACUUUACUGAUGUUCUGUGUUUAGAGAAUUAGUUUACAAAAUCAUGCUAAAUUGACUACCAAAAAAGAAACCCAUAAACAACGUACCAACUAUCGACUAGCAAAACGCAGGAAGAAAAGGAAAUGCUGGGAAGAACGGACCAAAUGAGGCAAAGCUCUUGGUUGUUUUUGUUUAAUACAAAACUGUAAAACUUUAGAGUAGAAGAGGAAAUGGUUUCGUUUGGGGUACGUUGGACAAAACUAGACAAACCAAAAUUUAAUCACAUGUGUAGAACGUGUUUUCUUUUCGGCAAAUCGUUCCGCUUAGGUAGCUAACUUAUUUGACGCUCUUACUUAAUAGAGAGUGUAAUAUUUUUUUGUUGUAAAGGAUAGGUUUCGGUGCGAUGCGAAGAGGAACAAAUUGUUUCAGUAUUAUAGAGUCACAGUAGGAACGUAAUUAAAACAUCAUCCUUUUCCUCAUUCCUCGUACAUCCCAUACAUCUUCUCUCCUUUCUCCUUAUUUCGAGUGGUGCCAGUUUAAACAAAAAAAAAAAAACAAUUUGUACAGUUAGUUGGUGAAGUUGAUAGAGGAUAAAGGAACCAGAAUGCACAAACGAAAUCCCAGUAAAAAAAAUGCACGUAUUAUAAGCAUCAAGCGCCCUGUGAGAGAAAAAAAAACAGCUACAAAGGAUGCUUUUCUGUGGCUUCGGUGUGUAAGUGUAUGUGUGUGUGUGUCUAUAUUUUUUAUAAACUAUACGAUCGAUACACUAUAACCCAUUUUUAUAUUGUAGUUACAGAUGUACAUAGAGCGAGAUAUUAGAUUAAUAAUUUUACUAGACUGGAAUGCAGAACAGUGAACAGCCGGAAGUCAGGAAACGCACAGUAAAAUAAUAAGCCAGCCACAUAUUUUGAUGGAACCCAUAAUGAAGAAAAUCUAUAAAAAUGCAGUAGAAAAUGUGAACAAAAUCCUGAAAGACUGAAUAGAAAUUAACGCACCAAAAAAGAAGGAAAUGAUUUGUUUUAUUUUUUUCGUGUUUGUUGUUUUUUUUUCUACAGCAAGUGCAAAACAAACACUUCGGGUGGGGCGAAGAAGUUUUUUUUAAAUAUCGUCAUUUAUUCUUUUCAAAAGUGAACCAUUAUUUGAAGCAGUUAGAUGUGGUGCUUGGCAUAUGGUGGCACUCCUUGCAAUUCUAAAAAAGCAAGCCACCUAGUCCAAGGCUCUAAUGACGGGUUUUUACUUCAGUCUCGAUGGCGAACGUUUGUUUUACCCUUGUCCUGUAGCUAAAAGG